This is a messenger RNA of Trematosphaeria pertusa, 1452 nucleotides long. RefSeq names its product short chain dehydrogenase/reductase family protein-like protein. The record is from RefSeq and is a predicted model, not a curated record. The transcript has 5 exons. Lineage: Eukaryota; Fungi; Ascomycota; Dothideomycetes; Pleosporales; Trematosphaeriaceae. The coding region runs from base 141 to 1316 and encodes 391 amino acids.
AGGCUAGCGCGUCGGCGUUAGGCAGUUGCACGCCGUUCCCCGCAAUGAUCUCUCGCGCAGUCAUCGCAGUCGUGUGAAGUGCUUCAGGAGUCACUCCCUUUACUCGGCGCAAUGCGUUCGCCUGCUGUCGGGUCGCUGUCAUGACGGAGCAAAAGGGCGGGCAAUCUUCAUCGAGGCCUCCGCGCCCGCGAUCGCCUCAUUUUCCACCUCAUAACGCGCCUCGCGUCUGGUUCAUCACGACCGGAACAUCACCCAUUGCCAUUGCGCUGGCGAAACAAGUGCUCGACCAUGGUGAUUAUGUCGUAGCGGGCGUAUUGCCGCUUGAAUUCGAGAAAAGAGAAGGCCAGACUGAGGAUUUCCGGACCUUCCUCGAAGACGUCAAGAAAACCGAACGGUGGAGAGAGCGGUUGAGAGUGGUAGGGUUGGACGGGAGAGUUGUCGGUCAGUGUCAAGCCGCUAUCGCAGAAGCGGUUGAGGCUUUCGGUCGAGUCGAUGUUCUACUCGGGAGUACUAGCGAAGCCGUCAUCGGUGCUGUUGAGGAGUUAGCUCAAAGUACACGAACGAUCACGCUGGUCGAAGACACCUUCGAAACGAACUUCUUCGCGAACGUCAAUAUCAUCAAAGCCGUUCUCCCGAUUAUGCGGGAACGGAAGAAUGGCCAUAUAAUUAUGUUGACCGGAAUCACGGGCCACUUGGGAACACCAGGGCUAGGCAUGUACUGCUCGUCGCAGUGGGCCAUCGAAGGAUAUUGCGAUAGCUUGGCGUACGAAAUCGCCCCGUUCAACGUCAAGAUGUCCAUCGUCCAAGCAAACAUGGAGGUCAACGUCCUCACCAACAAGAUGACCUCAGUCCCACCAAUGGACGAGUACCUUCAAGCCGAGAAUCCCGCGCCUCUAGCUCGUGAGAUCUUCUCCGGUCUCCUGGAUAAACUCGACCGCGUUAAUAAUCCCUUUGCUUUUGGCGAGGAUAAGUCGCCUGCUGACAGCACUUCAACCACGAGCCCGGACGCGACCAUGCAUGAACCUUCCAUGGGUGAUCUGCUCAGCGCGGAUACGGUGACAUCUCUCUAUGCACCGCUGCCAUCAAUAGUCAAAGGCUCCCUAAUCGCUGAAACUGUUCACGCGCUUACGGCAAUUGGAGGCCAUGAUAAUCCGCCAGCGCGGCACAUUGUUGGAUUCGAGGGCGUAACGGCUGUGAAAGAGAAGCUGAAGACGACGAGCGAAGAGCUGGAAGACUUUAUUGAAGUCAGUAAUGCGGUGGAUAUUGCGCGCGAUCAUGAUCCCGCAACCAGCGUCGUAGCAGAUUCGAGUGCAUAACGAGUGGCGAAGAGUCGGAUAGGUAUAGCUAACCUAACCGUACAGGGAUGAUGGAAAACUGCUGGUGCAUUUCUUGUCUUGUAAACACACCAACCAAUCGUAUGCCAUCUUCUCAUCUCAUUCCUGUAGCUCGAAG